GCCGGUUACCACCCCUGCCCAUGCUUUGUCCGAGAUUGAAGAUUCUAUGCAUCAUGAUCACCAAAACCUGCACCAACCACUGAACAAUCCCAUUAUACACAACCAACGACGCUCGCUUCAAGCAAAUGGCGAAAACCACAAGCAUACCCUGAAGCAGCACACCGGCAAAUGCGGCGCAGGGCGGUUGUGUCUGUUCGAAUUCAGUCCCUUUCAGUACCACUCCCGCAUUGAAUAUGACCACCACCAUGACCCAGACUCCUGAACCCCGUAUAUUCACACAUCGAUCCGUGUCCCCUCUGAAGGGCGUAAAUGAAACCUCCGGUCAUGAAAGGUUCCCUUCCUUUGAUCACAGCACCCCUCCAAACCUCCACGUCAAUUCUUCCGUCGUCGCGGAAAGCCCUCAAGAACUCACUCCAACACCACACCUCAAUGGCGAGUUGAAAUGGCCGGUCAGAAAGAUGAGCCAGAGGCUGCGCGAUGCCCGGCCUGCAGGAGUAUACACACAUAGGUCCAGGCGAAGCGUCAGCGAUGCGAUUCACAGGAUCCGUACACGACAAGGGAGUGUGAGCGAGAAUGCGCAAGAAUUGGCUGAGGCGUUGAAAGCUCCAGUCUCCUACAAACUGAUUGCACUGUGCAUCAUCUGGUACAUGACCUCUGCCUUGACAAAUACAUCCUCCAAAUCGAUAUUGAACGCCUUUCCCAAGCCAGCCACCCUCACAAUCCUCCAGUUCGCCUCGGUCUCGAUUUGGUGCUUGAUUCUGACGAGCUUGUCAUCUCUUUUCCCAUCAAUCAAAAAAAGUAUACCUGCGCUGAAGAACGGUCUCCGACAACCUUCAUGGGACGUCAUGUACACGGCAUUUCCUCUUUCGAUUUUCCAAUUGCUCGGCCACCUCCUAAGCUCAUAUGCGACAUCCAAAAUCCCAGUCUCUCUGGUUCACACAAUCAAGGGUCUUUCACCAUUAUUUACCGUGUUGGCAUACCGAAUAGUGUUCCGGAUACGUUACAAGCAAGCUACAUAUUUAUCGCUCGUCCCACUUACAGUCGGAGUCAUGUUAGCAUGCUCCACCGAUUUCUCCACGAACUUUUGGGGGAUCAGUGCCUCCUUGGUCGCAGCCAUUGUCUUUGUGACGCAGAACAUAUUUUCAAAGAAGCUAUUCACUGAAUCAGCGCGAGCAGAAGCAGAGGGCCAAACACAUCUCCCCCGCAAACUGGACAAGCUCAACCUCCUAUGUUAUUGCUCAGUUGGAGCAUUCAUGCUCUCUGCGCCGGUCUGGAUUUACACCGAAGGCUUAGAAAUCAUGCGAGACUUUUGGAAGGACGGGUCAAUUGAUCUUGACGAAAAGAGAGGGACUUUGGACCACGGGCAGCUAGCUCUGGAAUUCAUCUUCAACGGAAUCUUCCACUUUCUCCAGAACAUCAUGGCAUUUGUCCUGCUCUCCAUGUUGUCUCCGGUCUCGUACUCGGUGGCCUCAUUGAUCAAGAGGGUAUGGGUUAUCGUUGGUGCGAUUAUUUGGUUCCGGAGUUCGACCACGUCCAUCCAAAUGGUCGGUAUCGCGCUCACAUGUUUUGGCCUUUACCUCUAUGACCGGACAAGUAUGGAGGAUGCCGCGGAACGAAGGACUCGAACCGAUCAUUUCCGUCACAAACAUACGCCACUAUUGCCUGUUGCCGAAGUGAAGACCCCAGGUCACCACGAUGGGCCCCAAACAAACGACGACUAUGUAAACGAGAUGUCGGAUUUGCAUCCAAAGAGAGAUGAUAGCCGGGGUCGGCAACACGAUUCAAACUUCAUCUCUGGCUGGCUUCCUCCUGGCACAAAACAAGAAAGUACCUGGGCGGCCGGGGACAAAGAUGUAAAGCAAUAACAACUAGAUGGAUGUAUCACUACAGGAAUGACAUAGCGAAGGUGUUUUUGGAGUCGACGGGCGAUCUGUUACUGGAUUCCCAGGGACCUCUGCGGGCGGGACUUUUUCGGCGACCAAUAUAGACAAACCGGGCAGGAUGGCUGUUCACGACCAAUAAAGGCCCGAAAAGGAGAAAUGAAAAACGAAAAUGGAGGGUAAUAUGCACUUCAGGUCUGUCAUUGUAUCUCGAUUCUGGGGGAAAUGUAGCAGCCGUCGGUAAGGGAACCGAAGCAUCAUGGAAAUUUCUGUAUUUUCAUAGCACGCUCCAGCUACGGCGCGAUGAUUCAUGAUCUUGAUCUAGGAUCAUGUAGCAGAGGAGAAAGAGAUUUGUGCAUGCAAAAGUGUGUGCAGCCCUGGCU
This is a messenger RNA of Cladophialophora immunda, 2263 nucleotides long. RefSeq lists its product as uncharacterized. Gene Ontology annotation, biological process: phosphoenolpyruvate transmembrane import into Golgi lumen. The coding region runs from base 234 to 1865 and encodes 543 amino acids. Gene Ontology annotation, cellular component: endoplasmic reticulum; Golgi apparatus. The record is from RefSeq and is a predicted model, not a curated record. Gene Ontology annotation, molecular function: phosphoenolpyruvate transmembrane transporter activity; antiporter activity. The transcript has 2 exons. Lineage: Eukaryota; Fungi; Ascomycota; Eurotiomycetes; Chaetothyriales; Herpotrichiellaceae.